GACCUCUUAUUUUGAUUCAUUUUCAAUAGAGCAGCCUCAACUUUCAGAAGAUGAACUAGUGGAUGAUGUACCAGUGAGGGGAACUCGAUCCUUAAAAGAUGUUUAUAAGCUGUGUGACUUGGUCAGCUCUGAACCAACAAGCUAUGCUGAAGCACAAGACUCUCAGGCAUGGAGGAGAGCUAUGCAAGAAGAACUAGACAUGAUCGAGAAGAAUGGAACCUGGCAGCUUGUUGACAGACCUAGAAAUCGCAAGGUAAUUGGUGUAAAAUGGAUUUUCAAGACAAAACUCAAUCCUAAUGGAACAAUUUGCAAACAUAAGGCUAGAUUGGUGGUGAAGGGAUACGCACAACAAUAUGGUGUGGAUUACUAGGAAACAUUUGCUCUUGUAGCAAGAUCUAUGUAGAGCAACCUGAUGGUUUCUCAACUCCUGGAAAAGAGGAUCAAGUUUAUCUCUUAACAAAGGCCUUGUAUGGCCUAAAACAAGCCCCAAGGGCAUGGUAUGAGAGGAUGGACAAUCAUCUCAUCCAACUUGGCUUUAGUAGAAGUCAAAGUGAAGCUACUUUGUAUGUGAAAGUCAAUGCUGCAGGUGAGUCCUUAAUUGUCUCAAUUUAUGUGGAUGACAUGCUUGUGAUAGGAAGCAAAAUUGAACUAAUCCAAAGGUUCAAGGAUGAAAUGGAGAAAAUCUUUGAAAUGACUGAUCUUGGAGUCAUGAAGUACUUUCUCGGCAUGGAAGUGUUGCAGUCCAGUGAUGGAAUUUUCAUAUGCCAGCAGAAAUACAUUUCGGAUAUUCUAAACAGGUUCAAAAUGCAAGACUGCAAACCUAUGAGUACUCCAAUAUCUACUGGUGUGAAGCUUGGCAAGGAUGAGGAUUCCGAAAAAGUGGAUGAUAGUAUGUAUAGAAGCUUAAUUGGCAGUCUUCUAUAUCUAACCGCAAGCAGGCCUGACAUUCUAUUCGUUGUUAGUUUGCUCUCUAGGUUCAUGCAUUCGCCUAGAGACACACACCUGACAGCUGCUAAAAGAGUGUUAAGGUAUAUUAAAGGAACUAGCAAGUUUGAAAUUUUUUACCCAACAUCUGCCAAAGUAACUAUGAACCUGAUCGGGUACUCUGAUAGUGAUUGGGGUGGUGGAGUUGAUGAUUCCAGAAGCACAUCUGGAUAUCUUUUCUGUUUGGGGACAAGUUGUUUUAGUUGGAGCUCUAGGAAACAAGAAACUACAACUCAAUCAACAGCAGAAGCUGAGUACAUAGCUGCUGCAUCUGUUGUGAAUCAAGUUAUCUGGCUAAGGAAGAUGAUGAAGGACUUAGGCCAUGAACAAACAGAAGCUACCAAGAUCAUGUGUGACAACAGUUCAGCGGUUUCAAUCUCAAAAAAUCCAGUGUUUCAUGGUCGAACUAAACAUAUCAAGAUCAGGUUUCAUUUUAUUAGAGAAGUCCAACAAUCUAAUGAAGUGUUGAUUGUUCAUUGUUCAUCUGAGAACCAGCUAGCUGACAUUUUCACCAAGUCAUUGCCAAAGGAAAGGUUUGAAGAUCUGAGGCAAAGAAUUGGUGUUUGCCACAAAAAUGCCAAGGAGGAGUGUUAGACAAUUGGCAUUUUUUCAGCUUAUUAUUAUUUUUACUGUUUUUUACUUAUUUCAAUUUAGUGCUUCCUAUUUUCUAGCUAG
Solanum pennellii is the source of this 1659-nucleotide messenger RNA. RefSeq lists its product as uncharacterized. The record is from RefSeq and is a predicted model, not a curated record. NCBI's taxonomy places the organism in Eukaryota, Viridiplantae, Streptophyta, Magnoliopsida, Solanales, Solanaceae. Bases 508 to 1578 code for a protein of 356 amino acids. The transcript has 2 exons.